CAGCAGCAGCAAGCCCUCCUCCUCCUACAGUCGGGGUUACAUAACAAAAAAAAAGCUUUCUUCUUCCACAUUCUUAACACUUGCUUCCCUUCCAUUUGCCUUUUUUUUUUUUUUUUUUUUUUUUUUUUUUUUUUUUUUUUUUUUUUNUUUUCGGGUGGCAGCAAUUAUUCAACUGGAGCUUCCCUAUCAAGAAAAAAGAAGUAUAGAUCGAUCGAAUUUUUCGAUUUUCUCCGAAUUAGAUUUUUUGUGGGAUUGAAUCAAGGCUCGUAUUGUAUCAGCUGUGGAAUUUUAGAGCCAAUUGUUCCGUUGAAUCGAUUCGAUCAGAAGCUGCGAUUUAAGUCUUUUUUUUUUUUCUUGAAUCGAUCAAGUUAGGGUUCCUUCUUCUUCGUGUGUGUGUGUGUGUGGUUGUGAAGAUUAGUAAAGGGGAGAUGGAGAAGAAGAAAGUGGCGACUCCUUUAGUGUGCCAUGGUCAUUCGAGACCUGUUGUUGAGUUGUUCUACAGUCCAAUCACUCCUGAUGGUUUCUUCCUCAUCAGCGCCAGCAAAGAUUCUCAUCCAAUGUUGAGAAAUGGGGAAACUGGAGAUUGGAUUGGUACAUUUGAAGGCCACAAAGGUGCUGUCUGGAGUUCUUGUCUCGAUAACAAUGCUUUGCGUGCUGCUUCCGCUUCCGCUGAUUUCUCUGCGAAACUUUGGGAUGCUUUGACCGGGGAUGUCCUGCAUUCUUUUGAGCACAAGCAUAUUGUUCGAGCAUGUGCCUUCUCCCAGGAUACGCAAUUUCUACUCACAGGAGGAUUUGAGAAAAUUCUUCGUGUUUUCGACUUGAAUCGCUUGGAUGCACCUCCUACAGAGAUUGAUAAAUCUCCUGGUUCUAUUAGAACAGUAACAUGGCUUCAUGGUGAUCAAACUAUAUUAAGUUUUUGCACUGAUAUUGGUGGUGUCAGGCUGUGGGACGUGAGAAGUGGUAAAAUUGUGCAGACAUUAGAAACCAAGUCUCCUGCCACCAGUGCUGAAGUGAGUCAAGAUGGACGGUAUAUAACAACUGCCGAUGGGUCAACUGUUAAGUUUUGGGAUGCAAAUCAUUUUGGACUAGUGAAGAGUUACGACAUGCCCUGCAAUAUCGAAUCUGCAUCGCUUGAGCCAAAAUCUGGCAACAAAUUCGUUGCUGGUGGUGAAGAUAUGUGGGUUAGACUAUUUGAUUUCCACACCGGAGAGGAGAUUGGAUGCAACAAGGGACAUCAUGGUCCGGUACACUGCGUUAGGUUUGCACCAACAGGUGAAUCUUAUGCUUCAGGAUCUGAAGAUGGUACAAUCAGAAUCUGGCAGACUGGUCCUGUGAACCCUGAAGAGAUCAUUGAAUCAAAGUCGAAGCAGAAUGUAGACGAGGUCACUCGUAAGAUUGAAGGCUUUCAAAUUGACAAAGAAGGGAAAACCGCAGAGAAACCAUCUGAUGUCUAAAAAAUAUGGCUGCUUCUCUGUGCUUCUUCUUACUGUAUUUUUUUUUUUUGCUUCCAGACUGAAUGAGAGAAGAUACGAAAAUUUCAAACAAGUCUUUUAAGGAACACUGUCUUUGUCUUUC
Molecule: messenger RNA, 1575 nt
Organism: Camelina sativa (false flax)
Lineage: Eukaryota; Viridiplantae; Streptophyta; Magnoliopsida; Brassicales; Brassicaceae
Biological process (GO): spliceosomal snRNP assembly
Cellular component (GO): SMN complex
Molecular function (GO): protein binding; RNA binding
Source: RefSeq, a predicted model, not a curated record